Messenger RNA from Juglans regia (Persian walnut), 1689 nucleotides. RefSeq names its product UPF0496 protein At4g34320-like. The coding region runs from base 358 to 1479 and encodes 373 amino acids. NCBI's taxonomy places the organism in Eukaryota, Viridiplantae, Streptophyta, Magnoliopsida, Fagales, Juglandaceae. The record is from RefSeq and is a predicted model, not a curated record. The transcript is spliced from 2 exons.
ACCCGUCUCUUAUCUCAUCCUUUUUCUUUAUCGGUUCUAAGAUUCUUCUACAAUUUGAUUACUUGCGGAGGUUCCUAUUAGUUCUAUCUCCUUUUCUGGGUCUAUUACGUACUUUCUGGUCGGUUUCAUAAUCUUGAGAAAACCCUCGGAACUUUCGUUUGUGGCGAUCGAGUUUGCCAAGUAUGAAAGUCAUGCAUACAAAGAUUUAAGCUCCAGCAAAGAAGAAAAUCGAGUUAAUUUGUUGUUUCCGAGGAUAAACACAGGAUCUUCAAAAGCAAACUCAAGGACCGGCAAGGAUUCUGAAUUGAAUCUGGUUCUGUUCAUUUCUUGCUUGCUUUAGAUCCAAGAAUCAAAGCCAUGGGAGGCCAUAUGAGCAAGAAGGCCCCUGAAACUUCCUCCGCUAUCAAUCUCAAUUCCAAUUUACGGUACAAAAAUGAUUUCACCUCUUACGAAGACGCUUGCAGGCUCGACGCAGACCUGCAGUCCUUCGACGCCACCCUCCAAACGCGUACGAAUCAGGUCAUCAACACUCUUGCGGUGGGAGUGGAAGUGCGAGCCCUUUCAUUUGAUUCUCUGAGAGAAGUCACGGAAUGUCUGUUGGAGAUGAACCAGGAGGUUGUUAAAGUCAUAUUGGAAUGCAAGAAAGAUAUAUGGAAGAAUCAAGAACUGUUCGAGCUCGUCGAGGAGUACUUCGAGAAUAGUUUGCAGACUCUAGAUUUCUGUACGACAUUAGAGAAGUGCCUGAACCGAGUUCGGGACAACCAAUUGCUCAUUCUUGUCGCGCUUCAAAACUUUGAUGAGGAAACAGAAGUGGGAGGAAGUGGGUACGUGAGGACAUUGCAGGAGUUGAAGAACUUCAAGGCAGCUGGGGACCCUUUCACUACAGAAUUCUUCCAAAUCUUCGAGGCUGUAUAUAGGCAGCAGAUACUCAUGCUCGAGAAGUUGCAACACCGUAAGAUCAAGCUCGAUAAGAAGCUUAAGUACAUUAAUGUUUGGAGGAAGGUUUCAAGUAUGAUAUUUGUUGCUACAUUUGCUGCUGCGUUGAUUUGCUCAGUUGUGGCGGCAGCCAUGGCUGCUCCUCCACUUGCAGCAGCAUUGGCUGCUGCUACUUCUAUCCCUGUGGGUUCAAUGGGAAAGUGGAUUGAAUCCUUGUGGAAAAACUAUGAAAACGCUUUGAAAGGACAGAAGGAAAUAAUUAGCUCCAUGCAAGUUGGUACCUAUAUUGCCAUUAAGGACUUGGACAACAUCCGGGUUCUCAUUGACAGGUUGGAAAUUGAGAUUGAGUCACUCUUGCAGCGCGCAGGAUUUGCCAUUGAGAAAGAAGCUGUGAAGAUUGCAAUAGAAGAUAUUAAAAAGAAGCUGGGAAUGUUCAUGAAAAAUGUUGAGGAGUUGGGGGUGCAAGCUGAUACUUGCAGCCGGGACAUCCGGAGGGCAAGAACUGUGGUUCUGCAGAGGAUCAUAAAACAUCCCAACAACUAAAACAUGAUCAUGACACGAUACAAUGAUUGAAAAUUAACUAAUUUAUGUCAGAAAAUUUAUUUAUAUUUAUGGUUUAUUAUGAUGAUAUUGAUGACAUUCCUUGAUUCUUAAGACUGUUUCAUGAAUCCAGGCUAUUGGAUUCCUGUUUAAGAAUAUAUAUAUAGUGUAAGAUUGGUAUUAAAUUUCACUUGAUCUACAUGUUUAGGGAUC